AAAUGCUGAACCGGACGCAGACGAAUUAGAUAAGCACAUCUUCAGGUAACUGCUUUUCUCAGUGUUCCGUUAAAUCGUAUACAACUGGCAUUUGCCAAUUGGCAAUAUGAGGAGGAAGAGACAAAUCUCGGAUCAGGAAGCGAUUGACUUUUUAGAGGGGCGCGGGGCCGAAGAUUUGGUCGAAUUUCCGAAGAAAAGACUCGGGUCCGGCGAUUGAACAUCCGACGAUAACCGGACUCGCGCCGCACUUUGAUCGAAGAAACAGGCAAGCUGGGGCAGGCGUUAGGCAAAAUAAGGGAAAGAAGUCGGCAACUUGAAGGAUCCUUCUUUCAACUAAACCCUUCAUCGAGCCGUAAAUGGCCAAGGAUCAGAAGACCACCAAGCGUUCCACCCUCGCUGAUGUUGUCACUCGCGAGUACACCAUUCACAUGCACAAGCUCGUCUUUGGCAGAUCCUUGAGAAAGCGUGCUCCCCAUGCUAUCAAGGCCGUCAAGGCUUUCGCCGAAAAGGCCAUGGGCACCAAGGAUGUCCGUAUCGAUGCUGGUCUUAACAAGGCCAUUUGGGCUCGUGGUGUCAAGCACAUUGACCACCGUAUCCGUGUCCGCAUUGCCCGCAAGCGUAACGACGAAGAAGAUGCCAAGGAGAAGCUCUACUCCUAUGUCACCUAUGUUCCCGUUUCCAGCUUCAAGGGUAAUUUCGCUUUUUGUCGUUUGCUUGAUUACAAGUUCAAUAUUAACCAACCAAUCUCAUGUAUACCGUAGGUCUCGAAACCGUUGUUGUCGAUGACGAGUAAAGAUGCGACUGUCUUGCAAACAUUGGAAAGAAUUUUGUGCCAAUAAAUUUAAUAUCAGGUCGCGCAAACGGUCUUAAAAAAAACAAUCGUCAAUGGUAUUGGAUU
Molecule: messenger RNA, 898 nt
Organism: Radiomyces spectabilis
Lineage: Eukaryota; Fungi; Mucoromycota; Mucoromycetes; Mucorales; Radiomycetaceae
Product: ribosomal protein L31e-domain-containing protein
Exons: 3
Coding region: 357-761 (134 amino acids)
Biological process (GO): cytoplasmic translation
Cellular component (GO): cytosolic large ribosomal subunit; ribosome
Molecular function (GO): structural constituent of ribosome
Source: RefSeq, a predicted model, not a curated record